This is a messenger RNA of Pseudozyma flocculosa PF-1, 1938 nucleotides long. RefSeq lists its product as uncharacterized. Lineage: Eukaryota; Fungi; Basidiomycota; Ustilaginomycetes; Ustilaginales; Ustilaginaceae. The record is from RefSeq and is a predicted model, not a curated record. Bases 1 to 1938 code for a protein of 645 amino acids. The transcript has 2 exons.
AUGCCCGCCCGCCCACAGUGGAACAUGAGGUUUGCGGCCUCCGCUUCGACUUCCGCACCGACGUCGGCCUCGCACUCGACUACGACCUCAACCUCGAACUCGACCUCGACCUCGACCCCAACUGCCACCUCGUCCGCCUCUUCGCCCAAGUCAUCCUUUCGGUCGGACAGCAUCGACACGGUCGAUGAGGGCCGCCAGGCGUCCGUCUCUUCAUCCACCACGCCACUGCCAGCCUCGUCUCCAGCGCAACCGCACAAUCUUGCGUGGCUAGAGUCCAGCAUGGUCAACCAGGUCAGCAGCCUCGACGUCGACCUCCAGGUCUGCGACUCGGUCCAGCAUGACGCGCCCAGCCUGUUUGGACUGCGCAGAAAGAUCGCCGCUGCACUGCCCCAGCUCGGCUUCGACGACGACUUUGGCGGCGGCGGCGGCGGCAUCGCAGCGCGCAGAAAGAGGUCGCGCUCUCGACCCGCCGGCGGCGACUCGAUCAACAACAUCGCCAUCGACCUCGCCAACGCCGAGGACACGAUGGGCACCGAGGCGCCCUUCCACAUCGUGACCCCGUCGACGCGGGACGGCAGCAGCACCUCGGGCCUCUCGCCCUUUGCCUCGUCGCAUAGCAACGCAAAGCACAUGGCCAAGCUCGAGCGGGAGCUCCAGGAGCGCGAAAAGGACUACGAGGUCCAGCUGCUCAGCCGCUUCGAGAUCUCGGAGCUCAACAUGGACGUCUACACAGAGCAACGUACGGGCGAGUGGGUGCAGAGGGGAGCCGCGCCGCCGCAUGCCGAACCCGCGGAUACGUUGCCACGCAUCUUUAGCCCGUGGGACAUCGGCGUCGACACCAAGGCUAUCAUCCGGCGCAACAAGCUGCGCUCGUUUGUGGAGCUGGUCGACUCGACGACGGCCGUCAGGUGCCCGGACUGCGACACCUACACGGAUCGCGAGGCGGGCUUCCGCUUCCACUGCGAGCCUUGCGAGACGUGCGCCUCGACGGGCCUGGUCAAGAUGGUCUACGUCGUCUGCGUGACGCUGCGGCACUCGAAGUUCCUGCCCCUCUUCUUGCCCCUGGCCCACCUUGGCGGCUGGUUCCAGGACUCGAUCCGCACCUAUCUGUGCACUCCGGAGCAGCACAUCCACCCUGCGCUGCUGCAGCACAAGGCCAUGGAGGCGAUCCGCUCGUCGGCCUACCGCGUCGGCAUCGCCCACGCGCGCCAGCACGAUGCGCGGCUGCUGUGCGUCAAGGCGACGCUGCACAAGCGGAGCUGCAACAGCGUCGUCGUCCUGCACCGCCCCCACGGCACGCUGCGCACGUUUGACGUGACCGACUCCGGCCAGCUCAAGGUCGGAUCCAACACCGAGGACGCCAUCCGCAUCCGCCAGACGCCCGGCUUGACGCGGUUGCUGGCCCCGUACCCGCUCGUGGCCCGCAUCGACGGGCUGCACCAGCUCGUCGGCAUCGACCGGCUGGUCGAGACGACGCGACGCACUGUGUGGAAGCAGUACACGAUCCCGCUCGACGCUCCCGCCGCCGGGGCCACGGGAAGCGGGAUGGUGGCGCCCUCGUCGCCGCGCACCACCAUCUCCGAGACGUCGACCCUCUACCCGUCCCAGGCCGUCCCUCGUUCGGCCGGUGGAUCGUCGAUCAUGUCUUCGCCGUCGCCGCGUCUCGGGACGCUGAGGCUGGCCACGCGCAGUGCGAUGGACCUUACGACGCCCGCGCGGGACAGGAGCAACUUUACCGUCGACUCGAGCUCGGUGUCGUCCUUGCCUCAGGUGCCCUCGCCUCCCUUUUCGGCUCCCUUCCCGUCGUCUUCGUCGUCGUCGUCGUCUGGCGCGAGGAGCGGGGGCGCACGGUCCUUUUUCUCGCUGGGCAGGUCGACGAUCAAGAAGAAAAAGUCGGCGUCGUUCCUCUCUGCGGGUCGCGAGGCGACGGUGCAAUAG